UAAAAAAAUUGGCUACUAAAAAAUUUCAGUAUAUGGUGUGCCUGAGACGUAGUUAAAUUAACCGUAUAGCAAAGACAAUAAUUAUGCUCUGUAUUCAUGAAAAAGAAACAAGAACUUUCAAUAAAAGUUCAUAAUUCUACUUUGUUUAUAUAACUCAUGUGAUCAAUGCUAUGAAUACUAUUUCACCAUAGAGAUGCUGUGUAAGGCAGUUCUGCUUUUUUUUGUUUUCCUACCAAAACGUACUGAGCAAUGUACAGAGAGGUUUAUGGAGCUACCACUAGUGACAUACAGAGCACAGAGAAUAGGAAUGACUGUAUCUCAAACCUUUGUGGGUAGUAAUAGACUGAGAGUCCUUCAAGAGUAUCAGUUCAAUUGUUCAUCCACUAAUAUAACCAGUCUUAUAUUGGGUAUUGAUAUAAGGGAAGCUACUAAUAGUCGUAAUCUCUAUCCCAGUGUCCAGGUCUUUAGACCUAAUGGUAGUCUAGUGACUGGUAGUGAGAGAGCUAUUUAUUAUUCUACCUCUAAUGUCAGUACUAGUGGAGUGUUUGAAUAUCCCCUCAAUCCUCCUAUACCAGUAAUGAGUGGAGACCUCAAAUAG
Amphimedon queenslandica is the source of this 598-nucleotide messenger RNA. RefSeq lists its product as uncharacterized. Bases 194 to 598 code for a protein of 134 amino acids. NCBI's taxonomy places the organism in Eukaryota, Metazoa, Porifera, Demospongiae, Haplosclerida, Niphatidae. The transcript has 3 exons. The record is from RefSeq and is a predicted model, not a curated record.